AUGCUGUUAAGAAAUAUUAUUAUAUUAGUCUUCGUCAUGUUGUUUUCGAUCAACAUCAGUAAUAUCGCUGCCUAUUGGUACGACGAUGAUCAAAUUUACAUGAAUAAUGUUUCUCAAAACAACGUACGUAAAGAUUCAAAUUUCAUUCAACAACUUCAAGCAUUACUCACAGCAAUGGAAGUCGCCGAUGGCAAAAGUGAUAAAGAUGAUACUUCAUCAGUUGAUCGUGUAUUUAACACUCGAUCAACAGUGCAUCGUCGUCCAGGGCUCCUUCGAUUGAAAAAGAAGUGA
Rotaria socialis is the source of this 291-nucleotide messenger RNA. Lineage: Eukaryota; Metazoa; Rotifera; Eurotatoria; Philodinida; Philodinidae. The record is from the annotation of a GenBank genome assembly.